AUAUACUGUAUAAUCUGUGGGAUUCAGAUUUAUAUAAAAUAUAUCCGUAAUAUAUAUUUUAAAAUAAAACAAAACACACCAAGCACCACCAUGCCUAGCAGAAGUCACAUCAUUUUGGCCAGCUCUUUGCUGUUGCUGCUCACGUUGCCAGCCAUUAAGGCCGAUCUCAUGUGCUAUGUUUGUGAUGACUGUGCUAUGCUGCAAAAGGACACACCCCUCUUGGCCUGCAAUGAGGACUUUUUCAAUCAGGGCGGCAGCACUGAAGCCUCCACAGUGACCACCACAACCACAACGGAGGCGAGCACCACAACGACAGAGGAGAGUACGACUGUGGAGAGUACGACCACGAUUGACGCUCAGAGCACUACAGUAGAGACCAGUCCACCCCCACAACCAACAACCACCACCACAGUGGAGACCACAACCACGGAACUAAUCACAGAGAGCACUGCCAGCACAGAGGCGCCUAUACCGACGCCACCGACUGCUGGACCCGUUGAGACCACCACUGGCUGGCCAACACCGCCCGCCGAGGAUCUGUUGGCGCUGGCAGCCAGGAACACCACACGUCUGGUGGCUGUGGAGACCGAGAGCACCACACCAUCGUUGGCCAUUCGGCAGCGACGAUCGAUGGUCGAUACGGACUACACUUUCCACUGCUACUCCGUGCAGGCGAAAGUCAAUGGUACCACGGUCACGGAACGUGGUUGCUCCCGCGUCGGCACUUAUGAGGCCGUUUGCGAUCAGCUUAAGCAACAGAACAACGGCACGGAGCUGUCCAACUGCGAUCCCUGCAGCAUGAAUGCCUGCAACGGCAGCUCCACGCUUCAGGCAUCGAUCCUGGGAUCGCUACUGCUGGCCAUUGUAGCGGCUGCUCUGCAUCGCAACUAGAGAUCAAGUCAUCAUCAUCAUCCUCACCCGGUGCUAAAAUUUAGUAUUUCUCGUUUCUUUAAGACAACACAAAACACACACCAACAAAAGACACACUCAUAAGACAGCACUCAUCGUUAAGUGAUUCGAAAUUUUAUAUAAUUUUUAAGAGACACACAAUACACAACCAACACACACACACAAUACACAACCAACACACCCAACACGAAUAUCGAAAUAUAUGCAAAUUUAUUUGUAUAAACUAAUUAAAAGCUAACCAAAUGUGAAGCAUAAGGCAACCUAAUAAAUACUACUUAAUAUGUAAUUUUU
Messenger RNA from Drosophila obscura, 1200 nucleotides. RefSeq names its product flocculation protein FLO11. The record is from RefSeq and is a predicted model, not a curated record. NCBI's taxonomy places the organism in Eukaryota, Metazoa, Arthropoda, Insecta, Diptera, Drosophilidae.